Molecule: messenger RNA, 1023 nt
Organism: Pyrus x bretschneideri (Chinese white pear)
Lineage: Eukaryota; Viridiplantae; Streptophyta; Magnoliopsida; Rosales; Rosaceae
Product: receptor-like protein EIX2
Exons: 1
Coding region: 1-1023 (340 amino acids)
Molecular function (GO): protein binding
Source: RefSeq, a predicted model, not a curated record
AUGUUAAAAUUAAGAAGCAAUGAGUUUGUGGGAGAGUUGCCUUUAUCCUUGAAGAAUUGCAGGAGUUUAAUGGUCCUUGAUCUUGCAGAUAACCAGUUGUCGGGAUCAAUACCUAAAUGGUUGGGGGCUAGCUUUCGGAACUUGGUUAUCCUAAUGCUUUCCUCUAACCACUUCCAUGGAAGCUUGCCCUCGCAACUAUGUGAUCUAAUAUACAUUCAAAUUUUGGAUGUCUCUGUGAACAACAUAUCUGGAGGAAUACCGAAUUGCCUAAAAACGUUGACCACUCUGGCUCAGAAAGGAAAUUCAUUUCUAACCGUCCAACAUGCUUACUCGAGAAUUGCUGAUCAACAAUCAUCCUGGGAGGAUCUUUAUGAGGACAAUGAAAUCUUCAUAUGGAAAGGAAGCAUGCGGGUUUACAGGAAUACUUUGGGGCUUGUGAGAAGUAUUGAUUUCUCAAGCAAUAGAUUGACUGGGGAGAUUCCGGGCGAAAUCAGUCGUCUUGUUGGCUUGGUUUCUUUAAACCUUUCUAGAAACCAACUUACAGGUCAAAUUACUCCAAACAUUGGAAAAUUGGAGUCCUUGGAUUCACUCGAUUUGUCGAGAAAUCAUAUAGACGGAAGAAUUCCAACAAGCCUUGCUCGGAUAAGUCGUCUUGGUGUCUUGGACUUGUCACACAACAACUUGGUUGGAAAGAUUCCAACUAGCACCCAGCUCCAAAGUUUUGAUCCCUCUGUUUAUGCUGGAAAUCCACAGCUCUGUGGACCUCCACUUCAAAAUCUGUGUGAUAUCAAAGAAAUGGGUCCAGAUCAAGUUAGUAACGAAGAAGACAAGGAUGAUCAGCUUACACGCUACGGAUUUUAUAUCAGCAUGGGGCUCGGGUUUUUUGUUGGAUUUUGGGGAGUUUGUGGAAGUCUGAUAUUCAUAAGGGGAUGGAGGUACACAUACUUCAAGUUCUUGAAUUCGCUGAAUGAUUGGCUUUAUGUGAGGGUAGUGAUGAUCAAGCGGAAAUUAACGGAUGCUUAA